Molecule: messenger RNA, 636 nt
Organism: Mytilus trossulus (common blue mussel)
Lineage: Eukaryota; Metazoa; Mollusca; Bivalvia; Mytilida; Mytilidae
Product: sentrin-specific protease 3-like
Exons: 6
Coding region: 1-636 (211 amino acids)
Biological process (GO): proteolysis; protein desumoylation
Cellular component (GO): nucleus
Molecular function (GO): deSUMOylase activity
Source: RefSeq, a predicted model, not a curated record
AUGGCAUUAUAUUUGAAGAUUCCUUUCAAAAUAGAUAAGGAUUACUCCUACAUCAAUUUUGAAGAUGAUGAUGAUGAUGAUGAUGAUGGAGAUGUUAUAAAAAGAGUUGCAGGUUAUGAAAUCAGAGCAGAAGACCUUACCAGUCUUGAAGGAACAAACUGGCUAACUGACCAGAUUAUCAAUGCCACCUUCCAGAACCUGUGUACAUCCAAGAUAUUCUUUAAGGAUACUUUUUUCCUUGAAACAUUGAAGAGGAAAGGGAUGGAAGGUGUGCAGAAGAUAAAAGACAUAUCCACACUGGAUUAUGUUUUUUUUCCGUACCACAUACCAGGUCAUUGGUCCCUUGUGGUGUUUGAUGUGAGAAGGACUACUGUUUCACUGUUAGAUCCAAUGAAAAACAUUGAUUCUGAUAUUUUACACACUAUUGGCAAGUAUUUGAGAGCACAUGGGUUGAAGGUUUCAAGGAAUAAAGGGUUAGAAAAGGAAGCACCAGCCCAGAACUCCAGUGGUGAUUGUGGUGUUUUUGUUAUUGCCUAUGCCCAUGUUUUGGUUGAUGGUGGCAGUCUAAAGGAGUUAAAAGUAUGUUAUACAAAAACAAAGGAAAUGGGGUAUUUCUCCUUAAUACAUAAUCAGUGA